AUGAACAACGAUGCAGCCCCAACGAGAAAGAAUCAUAAAAAAACCAACAAGCUUGACCUGAUCAAUCAGAGCAACAACGAAUUUCCCAACACCUGCUACUCUGGAUUACUCGAGGGAGAAGCAAGCUUGCUUCCUGAACAACCGCCGCCAAUGCUUCGUUUUGGACUCGACAACAGCACCCCCAAAUCAUCUACCUUGCCCGAGUUGCGCAUGAAGAGAGUUGAGAAAAAGGCAUCUUACCAGCGCAGGAACAUUGUAGAGCCACACCCCCACGAUGUGCUGUGUGGGAGAGGUGCCAGCAUCAACAACUUCAUUGGCAACCUCCGAUGGAGAGAUCUUAUCAAGAACAAGAAGCAAGAGUACGUCCAGCUACACAAACUACAGCGCCAUAUCCUAUCAGAGAGUAUUGUCUUUGCCGUAAGGAAUCUUGACCCCCCUGGUAGAUUUCUUCAGCGAGACCCCGUCACUGGACUCUGGAACGACAUAGGCGAUCAGCGUGCCAAUGAAAAAACGGCACAGGCCCUUCGUGAAGGAGCCCCCAAGCUCAGGAAAAAGAUCAAGGCCGCACCUGAGGCUGCAAAGAAAGCUGCUGCUGCUGCUGCGGACACGAAGAAAGGAGGCCCAAAGAGAGACAGCCCGCCCCCAGCCAAGCUCCCGGUCGAUCCCCCGGCCAAGCUCCCGGGCAAGAACGUUGCCGCGGCAGAGGCUCAGCCUGUGUAUGUCCCUUCCUUGGAUCUCCCCUCUUUGCCAGGAGGCAGCGGCCAAAGGCCACACGCGCAGAUGAUGGAGCACCCCACCAGAGCAUCUAUGGAUCCGUUCGCCAUGGCUCCAGCGAACGUGCCAUCCGGACCACCCGUUGCGACCUUGCAGCAGCCUGAUGCAUCUGAAACGUUCAACCCGGAAGACUUCUUUGAGCCCCUACCCCUGGAGCAUGGCCAUGUCUUGCCGAGUUCUAUUGCCCACAGUGAAGUGACAUCUCCACUUGGACCCUUCCCCCCAGGUGCGUCCCUUGCUGAUGCGCACAUGCUGUCGUUCCAAGAACGGCUGAGCAGCAACGGCAACAACAACAAUCAUGGCGCUUUCUGGAAUUCUGACCUGGAGCCUAACCGAUUCCCGCCCUUCCGUCAAAACGAAUCCAUUGCCGGUAUGACAACAUCGCUUGGGUUUCACUUCUUGCCAACAAACUACGGCGCCAAUUUCCCAUUCUCAUCAUCAUCGCUCUCGUCGUCUGCGUAUCAUGUGGGACCUUCGUUCCUGCAUCUAGGUGGGAAUUCUGGUACCGGCCACGGGGAUGCAGUCAAUCCAUUUCUGGAAGAAGGAGACAGUCUACUGUCCCACGCUGCAGAUUUGAUCCUGAAAUCUGGAAAUGAUCAGUCUGAGGACAACAACGCUACGGGGGGACCAGACAAUACAAAGGAGGACGACCAUCAUCAUCAUCAUCAUCAUCGUUCGUGA
Messenger RNA from Seminavis robusta, 1455 nucleotides. Lineage: Eukaryota; Bacillariophyta; Bacillariophyceae; Naviculales; Naviculaceae. The record is from the annotation of a GenBank genome assembly.